Messenger RNA from Oldenlandia corymbosa var. corymbosa, 1665 nucleotides. NCBI's taxonomy places the organism in Eukaryota, Viridiplantae, Streptophyta, Magnoliopsida, Gentianales, Rubiaceae. The record is from the annotation of a GenBank genome assembly.
AUGCCUAAACCCAGAACCUCCCAAUUAGCCUCUCUUCGUACAUUCCUUCGCUCAUUUUCUUCCUCCUCUAGAGAAUCCCGAUUUCCCCUCUCCAAAAUUUCCUCAUUUAACUCUUCCUCCCAGCCUCCGCCGCCGCAGCCGCCGUCACAGCAGCUUCACCACCACCACCUCUUCACUCAUCUGACCACCAAGAACCGAUCUUGGGCGCGACCCUUUUCGCCUUUUUCGAUUUCAUCGAGGCCCAUUUCCUCAGAAAGUGGCCGACUUUUGAAAGAGGAAGAAUCAGAAUCCUUUGCGAAGUCUCUUUCUGAUGAGCUUAUCAAGAACCCAGAAGCGGAAUCACUGUCAUUGUCGCAAAGGUUGGAUCUGUCUUUCUCUCAUGUGAAGAUCACGCCUUCAAUUGUUGCCAGCGCGCUCAAUAUUGUUGCCAGCACAGUCGAUGGUUCCUCUGAUGAAAUUCUCCCUGGUGUUAGGAGCGUUGUGUUGGAUUUUCUCAAAUGGGUAAGUUCAAGACCUGGUUUUGAUGUUGAUGAUGAGUUGUUAUCUUAUUUUGUGAUUUAUUUUGGGAGGAGGAGGGAUUUUAAAGCCGCGUAUGAGGUGCUAGUUCAUGGGGUUGGGAAAACAGGGAAGAAGUGCUUUGAGUCGAUUGUUGAUAGGUUAGUUAGGGCUGGAAGGCCUCGUGAAGUUGUUGAAUUGUUUAACAUAAUGGAGAAGAAAUAUGGGUGGACUAGGGAUAAGGAUUCUUUGAAGUUUAUUGUUUCCAAACUUUGUGACUAUGGUUUUGCUAAACCUGCUGAGAAAAUGGUGAAAAGUUUGGCCAAUGAGUUUUUCCCUGAUAAUUACAUUUGUGAUGCCUUGAUCAAAGGGUGGUGUGUUGAUGAGAAACUAGAUGAGGUGAAAAGAGUGGCGGGAGAGAUGUAUAGGGGUGGAUUUGAGCUCGGUACUGGAGCCUAUAAUGCAAUCCUGGAUUGUGUUUGUCGGCUUUGUAGGAGGAAGGAUCCAUUUCUGUUGCUACCCGAAGCAGAAAAAGUACUGGUACAAAUGGAAGAAAUGGGGGUCCCUCGAGAUGUGGAGACCUUCAAUGUAUUGAUUAGUCACUUGUGUAAGAUUAGGAAGACAACUGAUGCUGUAAGUUUGUUUCACAGGAUGGGCGAGUGGGGUUGUUAUCCCAACAAAACGACGUUCCUUUUACUAAUUAGGAGUUUAUAUCAAGCAGCCCGGGUUGGGGAGGGUGAUGAAUUUAUAGACAGAAUGAAAUCUGCAGGAUACGGUGAUGCACUUAAUAGGAAGGAAUAUUAUGGUUUCUUAAAAAUUUUGUGCGGCAUAGAGAGGAUCGAUCAUGCCAUGAGCAUCUUCGCAAUGAUGAAAGAAGAUGGCCGUGAACCAGGAGUUAUGACUUAUGAUUUGUUGAUUGGCAAAUUGUUUGCUCAUGGAAGAUCGGAUAAAGCAAAUGCGCUUUACAAGGAAGCCGAGAGCAACGGGCUCCCAAUUGAACAGAAAACUUAUAAGUUGGAUCCUAGGUUUGCUAAGAAGAAACCUAUUGCUGUUAAGAAAGAAAAGAAGAGGGAAACAUUGCCCGAAAAGAUGGCUCGGAAGAGGACACGGCUUAAGAAAAUUAGACUUAGUUAUGUUAAGAAGCCAAAGAGAACCAUGCGUGCAAUGUAA